Molecule: messenger RNA, 1280 nt
Organism: Spea bombifrons (plains spadefoot toad)
Lineage: Eukaryota; Metazoa; Chordata; Amphibia; Anura; Pelobatidae
Product: band 4.1-like protein 4B
Exons: 8
Coding region: 360-1097 (245 amino acids)
Source: RefSeq, a predicted model, not a curated record
UCCAAUGGGGACAACUGGUAAGAGAUGACACAGGGGAUAUCAUGACUGAAUGGGAUAUCAUGAGUGACUGUGCUUGCCACUGAGUAUAGACACAUGUAAAAGGAUAAGUAUUCCACAUUUUCAUUGACAGUAAAAAAUUUAACAUUAUACCUCUUACAGAAUAUUGAAAAGGAUUGCACGCUGUAAAAGAAAAUGCUGUUUUAUUUCUUAAAACCUCUGUAUUUUCUACACAGGCUUGAACGUGCCUAGUAGUAAAAACUUUACUUCCUUCUUUCUUCAAUAUUUUAUAGGGAGAAGAAAAGAAAACACUUGAAAAGCAUAUUCAUCCUCCUUUAUCUCCAUCUUCUGUUCCUGAGCACAUGAAGUGCAACAUCCUUACAGCUCUACCAGACCCAGCCUUCAGAAUGGGUCCCCAGGCUACAAAAGAGGAACCAAGUCCUGUAGAUUUCUGUAAGAGUCCAACGCUCCAGGAUGCUAAUGUAAGGAGCCCGGCUUCCCUUCGAGCUGAGAGUACACAGUCCACUGGAUCGUCUUCAAGCAAGCAGGAAGUCAGACCUCCAAGACUGAAGAAACUUACAAGACAAUUUAGCUUUAACCACAGUGAUGAAGACGAUCUUCCUCCUGCCCUGGCUGCAGUUGCUGCUGAAUCCGCUGCUGAACAUAGAGCUGCGCUUUUGCAAGCUUCAAAUGGACAUUCCCAGUCUUCGUCUGUGGAAAAGAGUCCCUGUAAAGCUAGCAGUUCAUUUACGCUGGAGCCAGGUGAUCUACUGAUGGAUUUUACAGAAGCCACUCCAAUGAUAAAGACAUACCCAGCUGAUCCAUGUAAUUCAUUUUUCGAUCCUUUUACAACAGUGCAGCAGUUUCCUAUUGAUUUAUUAGAAACUCCCAUGCAACAAUACCCUGCAUCACAGCCAUCCCCAAAGAGAUUGUCACCAUCAGUUCACAUGAUGCCAGGGACAAGGUCUACGGUGAACCAAGCACAAACUACACAGAUGAGCCAUUCGUCGCACAUGCAAAUGGUAGACAGUUCAGAGGCACUCAGGCGUGAACUUGAAAGAGAGAAGAUGAUGAAAAGACUCUUAAUGACAGAACUCUGAAAAUUCUUGUGUUCACCACGGACUAGGCCUGUAUAGUGCCUUGUGUCUUUUUUUACAUUCCACUGUGUUCCUAAGGCAAUGCAUAUCUAUUCCAGUGCAUUUUAUUUACUGGGCCAAAACUAGUGAUGCCAGACACUUUGAGGCAUAUUAAGAAACCAGACUUUGCAUGGAAACAGAAGAAAA